AGUGAAGCCAAAACAGAACUUGCUACAGCUGUAGUAGCGAGACAUCACAAAUAGACUAAGAAACUAACAGGAACUACCAGGUACUGGUAGACUGUGGAAAAGACAAAACAAGGAUAACGCGUCAUGCCUCUAGAGCUAACAUCCUUUGCUUCCUGCGCCCAGCCCUCUUUCGGUUGGCUUUCGAUCACACCAACUGCCCAGUCAUCGUUAGUUUAGUCCAUGAUUUCCGAAACGCAGACAACAGUGGUCUGCCUUUCGCUAAGCACGAGCCGAGGCUACCGAUAACGGUGCUGUAUCAGUAGGCCAUACUUUGAAUACUAAAGGUACCAGUACUGGUACUAGUAGCUACCGUACUCAGUAGAAUAAGGUGAAAUUUCACAUGGGGUGCAAACACAAUAAGCGCGUAAGAAGCGAAGUCCUCAAUCCUCAAAUUGCAAGUAGAUGGCAUUGCCGCGCAGCCAAUAUCCACGCAACUGCCCGGCUAGUUUCAUCACUGCGACUUCCGUUUGUUUCCUCGCGGAAAGCCAGAAAGCCCAGUCUUCUUCGCAGCUUGCUUGCGAAUAAAGCAUGAGCUCUAUGCAAGGUCUACAUGUACGUAUCGUUGAGACAGAGUUGUAAGUUUGAAAACUCAGGCUUGCCCGAUCGCCACUUUUCAAGUUACCGUUCCGGCAAGCGUUUUCCAGGACGGAGGGAGGUGAGACGCGUGUGGGAACCAAGAGGACCAUGUACACCAUGUUUGGCUUCCUUGCAGGAAUGCCUCGGCGAUUUCAACGAAUUAUGUGACAAGAUUCUCAACGGCAAGGCCCCGCACUAGGCAAUGGGAUUUGUCACAUAGCACCUUGGGUUUUCGGUAUUCAGCGAAAGGCAGAAGCACUUGGCGGAGCUCCGAAGCAAACUGGUGGUACCGGUUCAUCAUUCGCUCUGUUGCAAUCCUGCACGGAUUUCGUUCUACUGAGGUAUUAUACCGGCACUGGUGCUGGUACCGUUCAAAACCCUGUGCAUGUGUCUGACAAACAAGUUUCAAGGCUGAAUGCUGAAAUCAAGCCAAUGAUAGUUCUAGAGGGCGCCUACAAAGGAUGGGCGGCAGCCAUGUGUGCCGUGAUGUGCAGUGGGUCCUUUGGCGUUCCGAUCAAAUCCGAGACCUGUCGUCGAUUGAACAUCGAUCCUCUGGUCUUUCAAACCUACAAAACCGUCAUGUUUGUGUUAUUCUCUUUUGCGUUUUCAAUUUUGUCGGGUUUGCCGAUCCACUUUUCUCCCUGGGGCAUUGUUUCUGGUUUGUUUUGGGUUCCAGGUGGUACGGCUGUGAUCGUCGCAAUAAACCUCCUCGGCCUUGCAGUCGGCAUCGCAGUGUCCAACAGCCUGAUUGCUCUCGUGUCCUUUAUCUGGGGAAUUUUCAUAUUCGGUGAGUCCAUCCAUUCUCGGUCAAUUGCAUGUCUGGCGGUCUUCAUGAUGAUUUUGGGUUUCACUUCCAUGAGCCAUUUCGCUUCCGGAGAGAAUGGCGCUGACGCCAAAAAGUUCGGCAUCAAGGAUGAGACACCAAGCGGGCUGAGAGAGCCUUUGCUAUUGCAGAACGAUUCCAUGAAACCGACCAUCAUAACUCUAUUCAGAAGACAUUCUUCGCUUUCAGAUGAAGAACUUAGUCUGACGGACAGCGACGAUUCUGAUUCUACGGCUUCUAGUGGAACCAGAAUUCGAAAUCGCAAGUGUCUGAGACAGCUGGAAAGCUCGGUAGCUGUCACAGCAGCAAUGGAAAUGCUGCCUCCUCGAAAGGAUGAUCUCCCACUCCUUCAACCGGUGGUAGCGGACUCCUGUCAGAUUUGUCCAUCUUUGCUGCAAAUCCACAAGACCUCUGUUGUCAUUUGCGGGAGGGAGCUCAGUAGAUUCCAAGCGGGUGUGAUUGUUGCAGCUAUAGGUGGCACGUGGUGUGGGAGCGUAAUGAUCCCCAUGAAGUUUUGCCACGGGGAUACUACCGGACUUGGAUACCUCAUCAGCUUUUCCUUGGGUUCAUUGGUGGUAACGACAAUCCUUUGGAUUCUCCGAUUCCUCAUGCUAUCGUUCUGCCAAGGAUCUUUCAAGAAGGGAUACCAAUCUUUGCCAUCCUUUCACUUGCAAGAAAUGUGGAGACCAGGAGGUUUGUCAGGUCUGUUGUGGAGCACUGGCAACUGUUUCAGCAUCCUUUCGGUGCACUAUCUUGGAACCGGCGUGGGUUACUGUGUCAUUCAAUCAUCCAUGUUGAUUGCAGGUAUCUGGGGAAUAGUUUAUUUUCGCGAAAUCAAAGGCAAAGGAACGAUUUUCAAGUGGUUCCUUUCUGCCAUUUUUUCGGUUUCUGGCAUUGUUCUAUUGGCCUAUGAGAAGGGAGCCUAAACUUUGAUGCAUACAGUGCUGUAGAGCGAAGUUCUUGGCGCUUGGCGCUGUCCACGUAGUGUAGUGCAGACAAGGUAACGCAAAACAUUCAACGAGUUGAUCCACCGACCAUACAAAAACAACUUUUAGCACUUAAUGAAAGCUCUCCGAUCUUGAGU
Seminavis robusta is the source of this 2522-nucleotide messenger RNA. The record is from the annotation of a GenBank genome assembly. NCBI's taxonomy places the organism in Eukaryota, Bacillariophyta, Bacillariophyceae, Naviculales, Naviculaceae.